Messenger RNA from Spirometra erinaceieuropaei, 705 nucleotides. Lineage: Eukaryota; Metazoa; Platyhelminthes; Cestoda; Diphyllobothriidea; Diphyllobothriidae. The record is from the annotation of a GenBank genome assembly.
AUGGUCAGUUUUUACCGCCGGUUCCUACCGAACUGUGCUGACCUCAUUUUGCCGCUCACCAAUAUGCUUUCUGGUCCCAAAGGUCUCCUCGAUCUGACUGGUGCAGCACUAACUGCUUUCGAGGGAAUCAAGAAUUUCCUUGCCGACGCCACCUUACUCACGCAUCCCGCUCCCGAAGCUCAGUUGUCUCUGAUGGUAGAUGCUUCGACCGUAGCCGUAGGUGCGGUCCUUCAACCACACCCUGCUGGCUCGACUCGACCACUUGCCUUUUUCUCCAAAAAGCUCUUACCAGCCGAGACACGUUACAGUACCGUUGGCCGAGAACUACUUUCCAGUUACCUGGCUGUGAAGCAUUUCCGGCAUUUCCUUGAAGAUCGGGACUUCACUGUUUUCACGGACCGCAAAUGGUUGACUUUUACACUUCGGUCCCAUUCCGACAAGUACAAUCCGAGGGAAAUCGCCCACCUGGACUACAUUUCCCAAUUCACCACCGACAUCCGCCAUAUUGAUGGCACGAAGAAUGAAGUGACUGAUAUGCUGUCCAGAUCCUCACUUUCUCCCCUCCAACUCUCACAGGGGAUCGAUCUUUGCGCCAUGGCGGCUGAGCAACAUCGAGUCGGUUGUCCUGUCGAGUCUUUUAGUGGUCUCCAACUCAAAGAGGUUCCUCUGACCACCGGCUCUGGUACCAUAAUUUGUGGCGUCUAA